Saccoglossus kowalevskii is the source of this 1417-nucleotide messenger RNA. RefSeq names its product glycoprotein-N-acetylgalactosamine 3-beta-galactosyltransferase 1-like. NCBI's taxonomy places the organism in Eukaryota, Metazoa, Hemichordata, Enteropneusta, Harrimaniidae. Gene Ontology annotation, molecular function: N-acetylgalactosaminide beta-1,3-galactosyltransferase activity. The record is from RefSeq and is a predicted model, not a curated record.
AUAGGAAGUAGCUGGAAGAUGUUUCUUACUCUGACUGCUACGGUAUCGUGCUCAAGUUCGCUGAGUUUCGAUUGCUAUCCUGACAAGCAGAUGUGACGAUAUCACAGCAGAUCGUCCAAUCUGUCCGAGUGUGACGUAGGAACCUCAGAGCAAGAUGGAGAAGUUUGGAUAUUUUUCGUUUGUUCUUGGUAUCGUGACGGGGUGUCUGUGCAUUCUCAUUUUGAACAUGUACCAUAAAACGGCGUAUACCAAUAUGUUCAAAAUGCAAGUAUUUUGGAACACGAACGAUGACAUAAAAACAGGAAGAUACGAACACAGUUACUACUAUCGACAAAAUGGUACUCAGUUUGAAAUAACUCAAACAGAUCUCAUGAUCAACUUGAAGAACAAAGACUUUUACCCGAAAAGUGAGAGUGACCUCCUUUAUAGUGAAGUUCGUAUCUUAUGCAUGGUGUAUGUGAAUGGAAAUGAGCUGACGAAACUGAGUAAGGCGAUUAGCGAGACGUGGGGUUCACAUUGCAAUAAACUAAUGUUCGUCAGCAGUGGGACGGAUAAAAAACUUAACAACGUAUUACAUAUUGAUAUCCCAGAAAAAAAAGACAAGUCGUGGAGUCGUGUGAAACAAGGUUUUCGUCACGUGUACGAAAACUAUCGAAAGGACUUUGACUGGUACCUAAAAACUGACAGCAACAUCAUGAUCGUCCCGGAGAAUCUCCGAUAUAUGCUAAUGAUUCACAACACAAGUAUACCUGGAUAUUCUGGACAUGUUUUUCUAGGCGAGAAGAGUGGCUCAAGUUACGUUAUUAGUCGUAAUGCCCUGGACAAAUUGCAUCCACAGCUUGAUAAUUGUGGAGAUAUGGUCGGAGGCGCUAUAGAUGACGCAGAACUCACAAGAUGUUUACGUCACAUCGGUAUAAUUGAUAGUCAUGAUGGUAGAGAUUAUAAGCAUCAGUUAAGAUUUGAAAUGAUUGUUCCCGAUCAUAAAUUACCAUCGAAUGCAGCUACAGCUCUCGCCUUCAGUAGUAGAUAUUGGAGAUAUGUCAAAUACCCUGAAAAACAGGGACCUGAAUGCUGUUAUGAGUAUGCUAUAACAUUUCAUAAUGUCAAUCACAAUAUGUUGUACACAUUGGAAUACAUGGUAUAUCAUCUCAGACCAUUUGGUAUUGGUGGAUCCGUUUGUUCUGAUGGAUUUAGGGGCAAGCCCAGUGUUCCCCAUGACAACAAGGCUGUUGACAAAGAGGAAACGAAAGAGGAAGAAAAAAAGGUUGAAGUAAAUAAAGUCUAAUCAUGGUAGUGAUGGUCUUGAGUUAGAAGAAAAAUGAGAGAUAAAAAUGGAAUUUGAGAUUCAAGAUUUUUAGUGAAAAUCUGUGCCUCGUUUCUUUUUGAUAAUAUUAAAGUGGCGAUAGCUGUAACUGUU